Molecule: messenger RNA, 571 nt
Organism: Carassius carassius (crucian carp)
Lineage: Eukaryota; Metazoa; Chordata; Actinopteri; Cypriniformes; Cyprinidae
Product: fucolectin-3-like
Exons: 4
Coding region: 47-571 (174 amino acids)
Source: RefSeq, a predicted model, not a curated record
UUGUAGGCAUAAACAAUCAAUGUGUUCUAUUAUAUCAUAGGUGAGGAUGGGUGACCAAAAAUGGGUGAUUUUGUUGCUCACACUUUUUCCUGGGACAGUGAAGGCGACAUCUGAGUGCUUUUGUCUUUCGGAGAAUCUCGCUGUUGGAGCUGUAGCGGUCCAGUCUUCCACAUACAAUUAUUUAGGAGCUGCUCAAAAUGCUGUCGAUGGCAAUAGUGAAUCAAAUUACAUGCUGGGGUCCUGCACGCACACUGCAGGGGACAAUCCCUGGUGGAAAGUUGACUUGAAGGAAGUGCACAAGGUAAUUAGGGUUAGUAUCACUAAUCGAGGAGACUGUUGUGCAGAGAGGAUAAUUGGUGCUCAGAUCCGCAUCGGCUACAGCCUGGCAAAUAAUGGCAACAGCAACCAGCUGGCUGCAAUUGUUGAUUUCAUCCAGUCUGGAGAAACAAAAACAUUUGAUUUUAAGCCUGUUAAGGGGAGAUUUGUCAACAUUUUUCUGCCUGGGCAAGGAAAAUACCUCACUUUGUGUGAAGUUAAUGUAUUUGCAGCUAAGGGAACGACUCUGAGAUAA